Exophiala aquamarina CBS 119918 is the source of this 5625-nucleotide messenger RNA. RefSeq lists its product as uncharacterized. NCBI's taxonomy places the organism in Eukaryota, Fungi, Ascomycota, Eurotiomycetes, Chaetothyriales, Herpotrichiellaceae. Gene Ontology annotation, molecular function: protein binding; ATP-dependent chromatin remodeler activity; ATP hydrolysis activity. Gene Ontology annotation, cellular component: nucleus. The record is from RefSeq and is a predicted model, not a curated record. The transcript has a single exon. The coding region runs from base 1 to 5625 and encodes 1874 amino acids.
AUGGAGUCUGCCCCUGAUGACGAUCCUCAAACCUGGUCUAUCGAUCAAGUGAUUCACGAACUGUGCCACAACCUGAACCCAAGAUGGUCUACAUCCGCAGCCUCACAGCUUAUUCCUGACAGAGAAUCCCUAGAGGAUACCUUUCGACAAAAUCACGUCGAUGGAGAUACUCUUCUGGCGCUCGACAUGGCCACCCUCAAAGGCGAUCUGGGUAUAUCAUCCUUUGGCCAGAAGAGAGCUAUCAUAAGGGCUAUCGAGUACCUUCGCCUCCAUUCGCAGCAUUACCAACUCUCGGCAUUUACAGCUGAUAGUAUUGCGAGGUUACAGUCUCCCAGUUGCUCGACUCAGAUCCCACACCCAAGACUUUCUUUUGCCCCACAGUCUCCGGUCAUGCCAGGCUUGGGGACAGCUCAUGCUCUCGAUGCUCGUUCGACUUAUUCACCUGCAACUAGCAGUGGAGGCGGUCAGACUCAAACUUCGCGGCUGCAACAACAGGCGCUGCCUCAGGCGGAUCACCCUUUCCUCAAGCCCCAAAGCCUCGCCCAUCAACCCACCUCCCUGACAAAUCGUACAGCAGCGGAGAUAGACCCUCAUCCCACCCCGGCCGACAGUACAUUAGGUACACUUGAUUUUCUACAGGCAAAUGUCGACGCAGAGUUGUCUCUCAAUAAUUCAGCAACCAACGACUCUACAGCUUCCAUCGCUCUGGUGAAAGAUGAUCCUCCUACGCAUGCCAAACCAAAAAGAAAAAUUGCACCGACACUGUUUUCUCAAGCAGAAGCGCCUACCGACAAACAUUCCUAUCUUUCGAAUGAACCAAGGCUACCACAGGACACGUUCUACCACUGCCUCUCAACCGACUGGGGAGAUCAUUUGUGUCGCUUGCCAGACGACGAUGCAGCCAACUUCUACCUUGAAAACCAGAACCACCCAUCUGGAAGAAGGCAGAUCAUAGCUGCCCAGAUGAAACACUAUCUGCAACAGCCCGUCGAGAGAUUGCCUCGCAGCGGGUGGCUCUGGAGAAUACCUUAUGGUUCGAACCAUCGUAAAAGCCAUCACAAAAAGACUACCAGAAAGUCCUCGGAGCAGUUUUUCACCCUCUUUCCUGGAAAUGGCAGCCGACCAGUUGUGUGUGCACUUGCAGACUUUCCUGAAUUAAAAGAUACAGUUCAGCGAAAGUCUUUGCAUGAAACUCAUACGUCCAUAGCCCUUUCGUCUGAUAUGAUUGUUGCAGAAGCCCCACCAAAGACCGCAGAAUCUCGGAAUGAGGUAGAGACAUCGGGCCUUGAAGAGUUUGCGUAUCUGCUCGGUAAAUAUCCAGUUACGGAGGAAGAAGAGGCUCUACCUUUGUACGGAGAUUCCGGGGAUGAAGGAGAGCUUGAUGAAGCGACUUGGAAGGAAUAUGAAGAGGAGAGAGUAGAAAAGCAAAAUCUUUCCUUGCAUAUGACUGCCUCCGAGGUCGAAUCUACGAUAAAUGAAACCCUCGAAGAUUACCGGCGUGAAUGGAGUCAGACAAGACUGCCGAAAGCCCAAAUCAAGGCCUAUCGUUUAUGGAUGAUAUCCGCUAAACAGAAGAGCAGAAAGGGAGCCCUCGAACACUCUCAAUUUUGGAAGGAUCAUUCAACAAAUCAACUACGCAAGCUGAAGGAAGCAUUGCUCAAAGAUGUGUGGCACAAGCCUGCUGAUGUCAAACACCAGUGCCAGAGCAUGGAGCUCACAGUCUUCAGCAUCGAGGACCAUACGUAUUUUGUUCAAGCUCUUCUUUCAGAUGACCCACCACAGCGGCCAACCAGAGCCGAGUGUCUGUCGAAGCCAACGAAGCGACAACAGCCGUUAGAGGAUGGCGAAGAGCUCAUUGAAUCAGAUUCUGAUGUCAAUAGCGACUUGCAAGAUUUCCUGGACAGUAGUUCCGAUGCGGGAUCGAUCCACCAUGAACCUGAUCUAGACGAUUGGAGCCCUAUCAUCCCGAAGAAGGAGAUUAUAAGCCCUGCAGUGAAAGAUAAGAAUAUUUCCGAAGCUGCGCAAAACGCCGUGGCACCUAAUUUGGCAACAACUCUCACUGCCGAUCUUAAUGAUAACGAUGCCGACAUCGAGACUGACAGUGAUGACGCUAUUGUGACACCAAACUCCAGACGCAAAGCAUCGCCAGGUAGGAUUAUAUCACCCAGGAAGCUCACUGGCAAACAACAGGCAACGCCCAAGAAGAAGUUUGCUCUCCCUCCUAGCCCGGGAAGAAGAAUGCAGCUCGCUAACUCCGAUUCCGACUCUGAUCUUAACCUACUUUCGCGAGUGCCUAAAUCGAAAUACCGUCAGAAAGGAGACUCAAGAAUCUCUGCAAUCGAUUUGACCAUGUCUAGUCCUCCCUCUGCCGAGAAAAAGGGCAAAGAAACGAGCUCAGAAUUUGAUGUUCACACACCAGAGUUAAACCCGGAUCUGAACAGUUCCCCCUCUAGAAAGACUUCCAGGCAGUCCAGCAUCCACUCUCGAACGUCCCUAGGUUAUAACUCGGUUGAUUCAAGUCUUCCUCCGUGGGGUGAUUUUCAGGGUAUACGGAACACUGCUUGGGCCAGAAUAGAACGUCUUUGUGAUGGUCGACGAGCCCUUGCAAAAGCCGUUUACGACCUUAAGUUGUCGACUGCAACGAGCUUGUCGAGACUGAUCGCUCCUAUAUUUCAUGACAAUCCUAAGCACGACGGACGUGAGCUUAUCAUACUUGGGCUUACUGGUCUCGGGCGCGAUGAAGAUUCCGCAAUUGGCGCCAGCCUUGAGCUUGAUCAUCACACUCUUACUCUGGCAUUGCUCUACAUGAUCUACUGCGAUGGUCAGAACUUUCUCGAUAAAGUCGGACCCUCAGAUGGACACAUUCAAAAUGCGUACAAAGAGCUUGACGCAGGCCACCGCAUGUUCUUUGAUUUGCUUAAACGAUUACUGCGAAUUGCCCUUGGCAAACUCCUGGAACAAGAAACAGCAACGCACAAUGAGAAGAAGAGAAAGAAACAGUCAUUAAGCCCCCGUUUACUUAUAGAUGACACAGAUCUACAAAUGAGUGAUGGUUUCAGCACCGAUCUCGCAGAGCAAGUUCCUCCUCCUUCCUCAAAGAGGAGACGCAAGCGCAUUGUUGUUCAGAGCCAAGAAGCAAAAUCCCAACAGAAGAGUGACCAGCAGCGAAUCGAAGAGCAAGAAAAGCGCCGCAAGGUUAUGGAGCAACGAUUUGCUCAAAUUGAAACCAGUGGCAAUGUUGUUAGUCCCGUGAACUUUACUGAGCCAUAUGUCUACCUUGACCCUCAUAUUGCGUCACGUGUGAAGCCUCAUCAACUCAAAGGAAUCCAAUUCAUGUGGCGUGAGAUUAUCGAGGACCCUAAACACCAGGGAUGCAUUCUUGCUCACACCAUGGGCCUAGGCAAGACCAUGCAGGUCAUUUCUCUCCUAGUUACAAUUGCACAGUGCAUCCAAAGCCAUGAUCCCAAUAUGACAGAGCAUAUCCCUGUCCCAUGUCGCAACAAGAAAACUCUCAUUCUAUGUCCUGCCUCUCUACUCGAUAAUUGGUACGAUGAACUGGCCAUGUGGUGCCCCAAUCGAAACUUAUUGGGCAGCAUCCACAAGCUUGAUGUCGCGGAUGACCAAACUGUCAGAACCUGGGGAAAUAGUGGCGGUAUCCUUCUGAUAAGCUAUGACCGAUUCAGGAGCAUGGUCAAUAAGAGUGCGCAGGAAACAUCCGAUCAGUCAAAUUCCUUCAAAAGUCUGGAGAAGAUCCUACUGGAAGAGCCCAGCAUUGUCGUUGCGGACGAAGCUCACAUGAUGAAAAACCCAAAGUCAGCAAUAAAUCAAGUGACUAAGAGGUUCAAAACGCGCAGUCGUAUUGCUCUUACAGGUUCCCCACUGAACAACCAUCUGGAGGAAUAUCACGCCAUGGUCGACUGGAUUGCCCCUGAAUACCUCGGAAACAUAACCCAGUUUCGUGCGAAAUAUUCCGACCCCAUCAAUCAAGGGCUUUACGCGGAGAGCACAGCAUUUGAAAGACGUAGGGCGCUCAAAAAGUUACAUGUGCUCAAGCGCGAUCUGGAUCCGAAGAUCAAUCGCGCGGAUAUCUCUGCAGUUGAACAAGACAUGCCAUCCAAGACGGAUUAUUUCAUUACCAUAGCAGUCACUGAGUUGCAGAAGGAGGCGUACAAUACCUUUGUCCGUUACAUGUCCGAGGCUGUUUUGCCUGGGAAAGGAUUUCGUGCCAGACUAUGGGCCUGGAUUGCUAUCUUGCAGUUGCUUUGCAAUCAUCCGUCAUGUUGUUAUGAUAAGCUCCGAGAAUGCCAACGCAAUCUCCUCAAAAAUCCAGCUCAGGUCGCUGAUAAGAUGGUUGCAGAUAAAGAGCUUCAGAGCGACAAGAGCAGCCCAGAAACAGAACCUCAAAGUGACAAGAACAGCCCCAAAGAGGAUCCACCAGAUGACGUCGUAAUUGACAUUCAGGGGUCUAUGAAAGAAGCAAUGGAAAAGGUUCUGGAAGUCUUCGCGCCAAUCACAGCCGCAAGAGAAUUGAACAAUGCCGACCUCUCGUAUCGAAUGUCCUUGGUCCGUGACAUUGUCAAAGGUGCAGUGGCAAUUGGCGACAAGACUCUCAUAUUCUCACACAGCAUCUCGACCUUGACGUACCUGGAGAAAAUGCUUCGAGAGAUGGGGUGCGGGUACAUCCGGUUAGAUGGCAAUACUAAGCCAUCAAACAGACAGGCCAUGACCAAGUCUUUCAACAAGGAUACCAGCUACCAAGUAUUUCUCAUAUCCACGAAGGCCGGCGGACUAGGUAUGAACCUUCAAGGCGCAAAUCGUGUUAUCAUUCUUGACUUUUCCUACAAUCCAUCAUGGGAAGAACAGGCUAUUGGAAGAGCGUAUCGCCUCGGUCAAACUAGGCCAGUCUUCGUUUAUCGCUUCCGUGCAGGUUCUACCUUUGAAGAGGUUAUGUUCAACCAGGCUGUAUUCAAACAACAGGUGUUUCAGCGAGUUGUGGACCACAAAAACCCUGCUCGGCAUGCCUCGAAGGAUGCUUCGGAGUGGUUAUUUCCGGUGAAAGAGACGGAACAAAAGGAAUUUGACGAAUGUAUUGGCAAAGACCCCAGCGUUCUUGACACAAUCAUCAAGCGUGUUGACUAUAUUCGAAACAUUGAGCUCACCGAGACAUUCCAAAGAGAAGAUGAUGAAAAGUUAAAUGAGGAAGACGUUAAAGAGGCUGAGGCUGAAUUUCUGAUGGAGCGACUAUUUCGGGAAAACCCAGAAGCAUACUAUGCUAAGCAGCAGGAGGAAGCUCGGCAGCAGCAAGCUCUCCGUGCAGGAAACACAUUUCGGAGCCAAUAUCCCUCCCGGUUUCCUGGUCCUCCAGUUCACUCACCCCACUUCCAGAAUAUUCAAACGCCCGCCAGCAUACAUGGCUAUACGCGAUCAGGCCCAGCAUUCGGGAUCCCAAGUUCAGAACUUUCCCCGAUACCAGUUAGCAGAUCCGAUAUGCAUGUAUCGGCGGCUCCCUGGUCAGAGGAAAUAGCCCGGCAGAAUAAAAGGCAAACGCUCGAACGAACGACCGACGAUCAUAUUCAACGGCUGGAACCAUUCGCGCCAGUUUCAGGCGAGGGUGCCGGAAGCUGA